Messenger RNA from Theobroma cacao (cacao), 1959 nucleotides. RefSeq names its product BTB/POZ domain-containing protein POB1-like. Gene Ontology annotation, cellular component: nucleus. Lineage: Eukaryota; Viridiplantae; Streptophyta; Magnoliopsida; Malvales; Malvaceae. Gene Ontology annotation, biological process: response to red light. Gene Ontology annotation, molecular function: protein binding. The record is from RefSeq and is a predicted model, not a curated record.
ACCCAAGUUGGGAGAUUUGCGUUUCCUACUUGGCGUCUAAGUUGCAGCAAUAAAUCCGACCGAGAAGAGAAACAUGUUGAAAAGGCGGUUAGUUUGUGAUACCCACUCUUUGAUUGCCACGUAGCAUACGAACGAAAGAAACAUGGAUAUCAAAAAAAAAAACAACGACAACAACAUAAGGAAGCACCGAACAGACAACUCAAAAACAACUACAAACUCGGAAACUAGGACAGCGUUUCCUUUCAGGGUGUGGAGGGUGUGGGCAUGAGAGUGCCGAACGUUGAUCUUUUCGAUCCGCGAACGAUUAUGGACUCGGACUUCUCACCGGGCGAAGCAUCUGGGUCGGGUUCUGGAGACUCGGACUUCGGGUUUGCUUUCAACGACAGUAAUUUCUCCGAUCGGGUCUUGAGGAUCGAGAUCAUGCCUGAUUUGCGCGAGACUAAAGCCGACGGUGACGGUUGCUCCUCCAUAGCUGAUUGGGCCCGUAAUAGAAAGAGGCGGAGGGAAGAUAUCAAGAAAGAAAAUGGUGCAGAUGUUGUUGGACAACGUGAGGAGCAAACUUUAAAUUGUAACAUGCCAGACACGGAGGAUGGUGUGACAUAUGAAAAUCAAGAUGAAGAGGCUGUGGCAAUGAUUGAAGGGUCCCCUACCGAUGUUGGAUUGAAUUCCAAUCAAAUUGGGAAUGAUGCCACUCCUAGCAAUGAUUCAUCUUGGAACAUGGAUUGUUCAUCAGUUCUUAGAGUCAAGACCAUACAUAUUAGUUCUCCAAUUUUAGCAGCAAAAAGUCCAUUUUUUUAUAAGUUGUUUUCUAAUGGAAUGAGGGAGUCAGAGCAGCGACAUGUGACACUCCGGAUACAUGCUUCUGAAGAAACAGCUCUCAUGGACCUGCUUAGUUUUAUGUAUAGCAACACCCUAUCAACAACCAUACCUACGGCCUUGCUAGAUGUGUUGAUGGCUGCUGAUAAAUUUGAGGUUGCGUCUUGCAUGAGAUAUUGUAGUCGAUUGUUGCGGAACCUGCCUAUGACCUGCGAAUCUGCCUUACUGUAUUUGGACCUUCCUUCUAGUGUUUUACUGGCAGAAGCUGUACAGCCACUGACAGAUGCAGCAAAGCAGUUUCUUGCUGACAGAUACAAGGAUGUGACCAAGUUCCAGGAGGAGGUACUCAAUUUGCCUCUUGCAGGUAUAGAGGCAGUAUUUUCCAGUGAUGAUCUCCAGGUAGCUUCAGAGGAUGCUGUUUAUGACUCUGUGCUGAAGUGGGCUCGGACUCAUUACCCAAAACUGGAGGAACGACGUGAUGUUCUUGCUACACGCCUUGGUCGCCUAAUUCGUUUUCCAUAUAUGACUUGCAGAAAGUUGAAAAAGGUUUUAACCUGCAAUGACUUUGAUCCGGAACUGGCAUCCAAGGUUGUGCUUGAGGCUCUUUUUUUCAAGGCUGAGACACCAUACCGACAACGCGCUCAUGCAGCAGAGGAAGCCAAUGCCCCUUAUCGUCGCUUUGUGGAGCGGGCCUACAAGUACCGUCCAGUCAAGGUUGUAGAGUUUGAAAUGCCGCGGCAGCAGUGUGUUGUGUACCUGGACCUGAAGCGUGAGGAGUGUGUGCAUCUGUUUCCUGCUGGUAGGGUUUAUUCACAGGCGUUUCACCUAGGCGGGCAAGGAUUUUUCUUGUCUGCUCAUUGCAACAUGGACCAGCAAAGCUCCUUUCACUGCUUUGGGCUGUUUUUGGGAAUGCAGGAGAAGGGAUCUGUUACUUUUGCUGUUGACUAUGAGUUUGCAGCAAGGUCAAAGCCAACUGAGGAUUAUGUAAGUAAGUAUAAAGGGAACUACACUUUCACAGGAGGAAAGGCUGUUGGCUACCGCAACCUGUUUGGUAUCCCAUGGACAGCAUUCAUGGCCGAUGAUAGCAUUUAUUUUAUAAAUGGCAUCCUGCAUCUCAGGGCUGAACUCACCAUUAGACAGUGA